AAGCGCUUCCGUGUGUGUGAAUUCCAGGAAGAAUUUUUAAAAGGAACUUCAUUAUGGUGUGAAUCUGUGCACUUGAGGUGAGACACAAAUUUGGAUGCCUCGAACAGGAUUGCUCUCGCCACACUUGGAUAGGUAGACUGGUGCCUUAGGAUCCAACCCUGGGCCUUGGUAUGCCAGUUCUAGGAAGUCACCUUUGUGUGUCUGCAUGGCUUCACUGGUGGCAUAUGAUGAUUCUGACACAGAGACCGAGACUGAGCCUGCCAGAAGUGUGAACUCUGAAGGUCAGAUGGAUGAUGCCUCUGGUGUGACCAGGCCUUCUGGGAUGGCUUUUGCAUCUGGUACAGUGGAUGUGGCAGGAGAGGUGGCACACCACACGAAGAGCAGUCCUCAUGAAGACCCAAGGGGCCAACAUCUGCCACUGCCUCAGAUCUGGAGCAGUCUGCCGGGAUCUUGUCCCAGCCAGAGGCUCCAGUGGCCCCCAAAGGAACCUGAUAUCACCUUCUUCACCAGUGAGUCUCCUCGCCCUUCUUUGUGGAUGAGCCGAGCUCCAGCUGGCCAUGUGACCCUGGCAGCUGCCUGCUUAAAGCCAGCUAAACCUGCUCGGGAUGCCCUCGCGUCAUCUUCUCAUACUCAAAGCGAAGCUGAAAGCACCUUUAGAAUUACCAGCUCUUCUCAGAGGAAAAGGGGUGAGGACUGUGUGGUUCCCUAUACCCCCAAGAGACUGAGGCAAAUGCCGGCACUGAAUCCAGAAGCUGUUGGGGGCAAAGACACAGCGCCUCCAGGAUGUGCCCCAGCCCCCCUCUGUGUGGCUCCCACAGUGUCUGAGUUCAUCCAGCCAUAUUUGAAGAGUCAGCACAGAGAGACUAAGGUCCCCGAGAAAGUGCUUUUCCACCUGCGAGGCCACAGGGGCCCUGUCAACACUAUUCAGUGGUGUCCGGUCCUCUGUAAGAGCCACAUGCUUCUCUCCACUUCCAUGGAUAAAACCUUCAAGGUGUGGAAUGCCGUGGACUCAGGGCACUGCCUGCAGACCUACUCCGUGCACAGUGAGGCGGUACGGGCUGCACGAUGGUCUCCCUGUGGCCGGCGCAUCCUCAGUGGUGGCUUCGACUUUGCCCUGCACCUAACAGACCUCGAAACAGGAACCCAAGUAUUUAGUGGUCGGAGUGACUUCAGAAUCACCACGUUGAAAUUUCAUCCAAAAGAUCACAACGUCUUUUUAUGUGGCGGCUUCAGCUCUGAAAUCAAAGCUUGGGACAUGAGGACUGGCAAGGUGGUGAGAGGCUACAAGGCAACUAUCCAGCAGACCCUGGACAUACUCUUCCUCCAAGAAGGGUCUGAGUUCCUGAGCAGCACCGACGCAUCCACUCGGGACUCUGCUGACCGAACCAUUAUCGCCUGGGAUUUCCGGACUGCUGCCAAAAUCUCCAACCAAAUUUUCCAUGAGAGGUACACCUGUCCCAGCCUCGCCUUGCAUCCGAGGGAGCCUGUGUUCCUGGCACAAACCAAUGGCAACUACCUGGCUCUCUUCUCCUCUGUGUGGCCCUAUCGGAUGAGCAGACGGCGGCGCUAUGAAGGGCACAAGGUGGAAGGCUAUGCUGUGGGCUGUGAGUGCUCCCCAUGUGGCGACCUGCUGGUGACAGGCAGCGCUGAUGGCCGGGUUCUGAUGUUCAGCUUCCGCACCGCCAGCCGGGCCUGCACACUCCAAGGGCAUGCUCAGGCCUGCCUUGGCACCACCUACCACCCCGUGCUGCCUUCGGUCCUUGGCACCUGCUCCUGGGGAGGAGACAUCAAGAUCUGGCACUAAUUGGCUACUGCGACCCUGACCCUGGGUGGGUGACACUAGAGUUCACUGGAGGUUAGGCCAGUGCAGGGGCCUGCCCAGCUGCCUGUUGAGCCUCAGUGACUCGUCUGUAAAAAGGGGGUGAGAAGCUGUCUCAGGGUGUAAAGACUGCAUUAGUAAAGGCUUUUGCUAAAUGCCUGGUGAUUCUCCAUCAAGUGUAUGUUCUCUAGUUUUUCUUAAUGUGAGUUUGGAAAAGAACACUUAUCAGCAGCCCCCUGUUACCUUCAUCCUGCAGGUAGGGGAGCUCAAGGUGGGAGUGUCACCUGCUGGUCCCGAGGGUGUUAUCCUUGGGACACUGGGGCUCUGGGUCUUCGAUCUGCCCAGGAACUCAGUGCAGGAACUACACAGGGCCCUGCCACUCACCUGCUCCCUGCUAGACACCAAAGCCAUGCUUCUGCUCCCCCCCUCCCCUGUCACCUCUCUGGUCCUCUACCCCGCUGUUUGCCCACUAGCCACAGCUAUGUGUCUAUCCUGGAAGGGGUGAUGAGGAGAAGCCCUGUCCCAAAAGCACCUCCAGGAACUGACUGGGCUGGGUUAGGAAGUGUGGUGGUUUGAAUAAAAAAUAUGGCUCCCAAAGGCUCAUAUA
This is a messenger RNA of Onychomys torridus (southern grasshopper mouse), 2426 nucleotides long. It is a transcript of the gene Wdr25, whose product is annotated as WD repeat domain 25. NCBI's taxonomy places the organism in Eukaryota, Metazoa, Chordata, Mammalia, Rodentia, Cricetidae. The transcript is spliced from 8 exons. The record is from RefSeq and is a predicted model, not a curated record. Gene Ontology annotation, molecular function: protein binding. Bases 206 to 1804 code for a protein of 532 amino acids.